AUGAUUGAACACGAACAGAUUUCAAAUAGAACCUCGAUGAAGAAAUAUCUAGCCACGAACGUCUGGCCAUUUUCAAAAUUGUACAAAGAAAAAACAAUAAUGCGAUUUAGAACAGCAAGGGGAGAAGGAUGGUCGUUUAUACUUCAUUUUCGCUGGAACCGAAAGAAACGUGAUACCAAUCGCCAUGUGCUUCUUUUACAUAGUUAUUCAAAUUUAAAUAUGCCAAAAGAGCAAUGUUUUGGUUCUGAUAAUAAUCACCUAUGUAUUUACAUGGGUGGACUUAGUAGCGGGUUUAACUCGUGCGGUUACGAAGUAUGUGGUUACGGGAAGCAAGUAGCCACUCUUUAUGGAUACGGUGAAACGAGAAUGAUGCGAGAUGAGAUGGAUCCGGGAACUAGCGGAGACGGUUUUUCCAUGCAGCACAGAAUGCUGGAUUUGAUACUGAUAAUGAAGACCAUCAUCAAGAAUUGUUGGGCGCCAUGUAAGUCGACGAGUAGUGAUGCUGGUAAUACGAAUAUGGACGCAUUAAGUAAUGAUGAGCUCAUUUCUCAAUAUAUCUGCGAAUAUAAAAAUGUCGGAGUAUAA
Cercopithifilaria johnstoni is the source of this 585-nucleotide messenger RNA. The record is from the annotation of a GenBank genome assembly. NCBI's taxonomy places the organism in Eukaryota, Metazoa, Nematoda, Chromadorea, Rhabditida, Onchocercidae.